AUAAUUUCACUCGCAUGUACGUUAUUUGCUGACACAAUUGCAAUUCUAAAGAUAAUAAUAACAAAAUGCAAGAAGCUAAAAUUGUCCCUGAUGCAAUUGACGUUGCUCCAACUAAAGUGCUGCAGAUAACCUAUCCAAAUGGAGUAGUGGUUAAACAAGGAAACGAUCUCACACCAACUCAAGUAAAGGAUCAACCUACUUUGCACUGGGAUGCAGAUGAAUAUAAACUUUACACACUUUUAAUGACUGAUUUGGAUCCACCUAGAGAAAUGACGGAAGUUUGCCAUUGGCUAGUUGUUAAUAUUCCUGGAAACAAGAUAUUAGAAGGACAAACUGUUAUGGAGUUUGUAGGUUCAGGACCGUCAUUGGGUAGUGGAAAACAUCGUUAUGUGUUUUUUGUAUUCGAACAAGCAAAUGCCAUCAAAACUAAUGUGUUUAUUACGAAAACUACAAUUGAAGGACGAAUUAACAAAGCGACACGUGAUUUAAUAAAAGAAUACAAUUUGGGAGUUCCUGUAGCUGGCAACUUCUAUUGGUCAGAAUAUGAUGAUUAUGUUCCAUUUCUACAUGCAACUUUCAAUAAAUAAUAAUUUCAUUUUUUUUUUUCAACAAAAUUAGAAAUAUAAAAUAAAUGUACCUACAUACAUAAUGCAUAAUAUUUUUGCUUAAAUUA
Molecule: messenger RNA, 673 nt
Organism: Episyrphus balteatus (marmalade hoverfly)
Lineage: Eukaryota; Metazoa; Arthropoda; Insecta; Diptera; Syrphidae
Product: phosphatidylethanolamine-binding protein homolog F40A3.3-like
Exons: 3
Coding region: 66-587 (173 amino acids)
Source: RefSeq, a predicted model, not a curated record